This is a messenger RNA of Paramecium tetraurelia, 859 nucleotides long. RefSeq lists its product as uncharacterized. The transcript is spliced from 3 exons. The record is from RefSeq and is a predicted model, not a curated record. Lineage: Eukaryota; Ciliophora; Oligohymenophorea; Peniculida; Parameciidae.
AUGGAUAAACUUGAUAAAAUAAUUGCCUAAUUAGAUGAAUUAGAAAUUAGUCAAAAGCACAGAGAAGAUUUGAUUAAGCGCAAUCAAAGUUCGUAAAUACUAAAGUUACCAAAAGUGAUUCUAAUUCAAAGAAUUUGUGGAUUUUUGGAUGAUUAGGAUCUAUAUAGAUUUACAGCUACUUGUUCAACAAUGAGAAAGAUAAUGUUUUGUCCUUUGGGAUUUAAAUUAUUGACCUUGAGUCGAAAUGCACAACAUAUUGUUGGAGGAAACAAAUAGCAAUAAUAACAACUCAAGAAAGAAAAAUAAGAGAUUGUCUCUAGCGGAAGUAUUUCAGGGAAUAACAGUGUAUUUGAUUCAGAAGAAGAUGCAUUGGCUCAAUUGUAAGCCUUGAAAUCCGUGAAGGAAUUCUUAACCACUAAAUUGCAAUCAUCAUAAGCACAAAUGCAAAACCUAGAGGAUUUGAUCACUGAUUCCUCAGACACAUUGAAAUACGAGAAAUCAGUAAAUCUGAAAUUGCAAUCCAAAAUCAAUAUUCUGCAAAACCAACUCUCCAUCUCUGAAUUGCAAAGACAAGAUGUUAAGGAAAACUUAUCCGAACUAAAUUCUAAAUACAAUAAAAUAAUUAGCCAAAUGGAACAGGAUAGGAUGGUGAUCCAAGAUGAAAAAGACAAAUUGUUAAGUCACAAGAAGGUACUUAUCCAAGAAGUCUACCGAUUGAGAGGAUAGGUUUCGCAAAUGGAAGAGGAUCAAAACAACUACCAAGCAGCUCUAAAAUAAGUUAAAUCCUUUAUGGAUACAAUUGAAUUGAAACCAAUUUGAUUAAGUAAUUUAUCAAUAUGAUUCUAAUUCGUUUAAUUUU